Megalobrama amblycephala (Wuchang bream) is the source of this 974-nucleotide messenger RNA. RefSeq lists its product as uncharacterized. Lineage: Eukaryota; Metazoa; Chordata; Actinopteri; Cypriniformes; Xenocyprididae. The transcript has 5 exons. Gene Ontology annotation, molecular function: ubiquitin-protein transferase activity. The coding region runs from base 25 to 774 and encodes 249 amino acids. The record is from RefSeq and is a predicted model, not a curated record.
UAUUCUUCAAAGGAGUUUGAAAAAAUGCCGAAAACAACAUGUCGUAACUGUUACGAAAACAUGCCAGUCCAGUUUUUAGCCGCACAUGUGGCAUCUUGUAAGACAGUGACACUCUCUGAUGAAGAGGUGAGAAAUAUUUCUUUUUUCAUAUUAAAACAAUUAAUUAAUUACAUAUUUGUUGCCCCAUGGCUAAUAAAGUUAUUUAUUUAUUUAGUUUUUUUGGGUCUUUUGCAGACGACUUCUAUGUUUUCUACAGAUGACAGUCCUGCCAUGGACAUAACUAUGCAAAAUUCCCCAGAUAACACUUCCUCUAUUGAAACAUCUGUAACGGACACCAACAAUUUAAACCUUACUUCAUAUGCCAAGGGUUCUGAGACAACUGCCUGUCCCAUUUGCGAGCAGUUGUACCCCAGUGACACUGUAGAAUUCCACGCAAGCUACUGUGGUGAAAGAGUUUUUGAUGAAACAGAGGCCUUUGACACAGAUAGAACUGAGAUAUGUCCAAAACGAUUAAGGACACACCAAGAGAUUAAAAGCAUUGCUGAUGUCAUCAAAAGCCUUACUGAAAGGGUGGACGAAAGCAGCACCUUCAGCAUUUGUGUUACCAGGGAACAGAUGGUUGAAAGAGGCAUUAAACAGUGGCAGCGGCAGAAAAAGUCUUCCCCUAAAAAUGCCCUUAGAGUUGCUUUUAUUGGAGAGGCUGGCAUUGACAAUGGGGCGCUGAAGACAGAAUUUUUAACUGGUCAGUUUUACAGUAAUAUAAUUUAUGGUUGAUAUCUAUGAAUUUAUUGUUCUCUUUUUACUUUUCUGAGAAGAAAUGAUGUCAGGAAUAGAGAAGCGUUUUUUUGAGGGUGGGGAUGGUGGUAAAAACCCCAAGUACUCAAUUACAGACUUGGACAAACAUAACUUCAAGUAGGUUAUUUAAAUUUCACACUCAUUUGCCAAUGUUAGUUUUUUACGAUUAUUGUUGACAU